Closterium sp. Naga37s-1 is the source of this 5601-nucleotide messenger RNA. The record is from the annotation of a GenBank genome assembly. NCBI's taxonomy places the organism in Eukaryota, Viridiplantae, Streptophyta, Zygnematophyceae, Desmidiales, Closteriaceae.
AUGGCGGCAGCUCAGGUAGUCCCCGUCCCCGCGAUGGCAGGCGGAGGAGGAGGAGGAGGAGGAAGAGGAGCGAAAGGCGAGACGUUUUCGGACACGAGCAGGAAGGACGAUAUCCGUCAGGCGAACAUCAUGGCUGCUAAAGCCGUGGCGGAUGCUGUGCGAACAAGCCUGGGGCCCCGGGGGAUGGAUAAGAUGCUCACGACGGCCACCGGCGAGGUCAUUAUUACCAACGACGGCGCGACGAUUCUCAACAAGAUGGAGGUGACACAGCCAGCGGCGAAGAUGCUGGUGGAGCUGUCCAAGUCGCAGGACAUUGUCGCCGGCGACGGCACCACCACAGUGGUGGUGGUGGCGGGUGCGCUGCUGAAGGAGUGCCUGUCGCUGCUGGGAAAGGGCAUCCACCCUACAAUCAUCUCCGAGGCUCUGCACAAGGCUGCUAACAAGGCCGCCGAGAUCCUCACCACCAUGGCGGUUCCAGUGGAGCUGUCGGACCGCGAGUCGCUCGUCAAGAGCGCCAGCACCUCGCUCAACAGCAAGGUGGUCAGCCAGUACUCUUCUCUGCUUGCCCCGCUAGCAGUUGACUGUGUUCUGCAGGUGAUGGACCCCAGCCGCCCAGAUGUGGUCGAUCUUCGGGACAUCAAAGUGCUCAAGAAGCUGGGCGGCACGGUGGAUGACACGGAGAUGGUGCGCGGGCUGGUGUUUGACCGCAAGGCGAGCCACGCAGCAGGCGGGCCGUCAAGAGUGGAGAAGGCGAAGAUUGGGCUGAUUCAGUUCCAGAUCUCGCCGCCCAAAACCGACAUGGAGCAGUCCGUGAUCGUCUCCGACUACACCCAGAUGGACCGUAUCCUCAAGGAGGAGCGCAACUACAUUCUCAACAUCAUCAAGAAGAUCCGCGCCACGGGGUGCAACGUUCUCCUCAUUCAGAAGUCCAUCCUGCGCGACGCCGUGACAGACCUGUCGCUGCACUACCUGGCCAAGGCCAAGAUCCUGGUCGUGAAGGACGUGGAGCGGGACGACAUUGAGUUCAUCAGCCGCACGCUCAACUGCCUGCCCAUUGCAAAUCCGGAGCACUUCCGCGCGGAGAAACUCGGGCAGGCGGAUCUGGUGGAGGAGGUUCCUGUGGGGGAGGGCCGGGUGGUGAAAAUCACGGGCAUCAAGGACAUGGGGCGGACCAUGAGCGUGGUCGUGCGAGGGUCCAACAGCCUGGUGCUGGAGGAGGCGGAGCGCAGCCUGCAUGACGCGCUCUGUGUCGUGCGCUGCCUCGUCAACAAGCGCUUCCUCAUUGCUGGCGGAGGGGCGCCGGAGAUAGAGGUCAGCCGGCAGCUGGCGGCGUGGAGCAAGCAGCUGGAGGGCAAGGAGAGCUACUGCGCGAGGGCGUUCGCACAGGCCCUGGAGGUGGUGCCGUACACGCUGGCGGAGAAUGCAGGGCUGAACCCCAUCUCCAUCGUCACUGAGCUGCGCAACAAGCAUGCCGAGGGGGAGGUUAGUGCGGGCAUCAAUGUGCGCAAGGGUGCGAUCAGCAACAUGUUUGAGGAGAAUGUGGUGCAGCCGCUGCUCGUGAGCACAAGCGCCAUUUCCCUCGCUGCAGAAACGGGUAUCUGGUCCCUCACACGCCAUGCUCAGAAGCUGGAGGACCAGAUGGCACGCUGGCUCACCCCAUGUCUCCCUCCCUCUCCCCUUCCCCUCGCACUCCACAGGGUGCUCAUGUGGGAGGACGGGUACCUGGUCCCUCACGCCGUGCUUAAGAAGCUGGAGGACCAGAUGGCCCGGUUGCGCAAUUCGGCUUCUAGUGCGGGCGGGGGCGGCAGCAGCAGCAGCCGCCAGGCAGACGCUGUACCCGUUUUAGACGAGCUCUCUUACGACUGGAAGCAGCUGCACGCCACGUAUCUGAAGCUGGUGGGCGUGAGUGUGGCAUUGGAGGCAGCGGAGUGGGUGUACAGCCAUGCCAAGUACCACGCUGAUACUCUCAACUCCGUGCAGAGCCAGCAUCCACCUGGCUGGGCGGAGCACUUCGCGUCUGGCAUCAAGGUCAAUCACACCACUUCCAGGAGUCGACUCAGGACCAAGUCGAUUCCUGCUCUCACAUCGCAGCAUGAUAUUCACUCAACUCAGAAAGUAAACUCUUCCCACUUCUUCCCUCCCUUCCCUGCUCUCCCCAUCCCCUCCCGUCCCCUCCCCUCCUUUCCCCCUCCCCCCGCUCGUUCCCCACAACAGAUUAAGGAGGACCCGAGCAUUUCACAGGGCCUCAAAGAGAAAUUCGAGCAGCUGCAGAAGAUUCCAGGAGUCUUCCUCCCUGAUUUCAUCCCGGAAACUUCCACCACACCUGCAAGCAUCGCCAAACCGCUCCCCAUGCCACCCUCCCACCUCCCCCCGCAUCCCUCCUCCCCAUCCUCUCAUGGCCCCUCCGCCUCCCCUUCCCAUUCUAUCGCCUCCUCCCCCCAUCCUUCCACGCGCCAUACCCCCUCCAUCGCUCACCCACCUUCGUCUAGAUUAAGCCAGAAUUCUAGACCGGGUCCUCUUAGAUUCGAUCCGCCGAGAUCUGACUCUCCCAAGCGGACCACGCAGCGAGCCUUGGCGCAGCUGUCUAUCCUGGGCUCCCCGUCAGGUUCGGCAACCAUACCUGCUAUUCCGCCUUCUGCUUCCGGAGCUGCGGCUGCCGCACCCAUGGCGGGCUCUCAGUUGCCGGCCAAUCGCAAGCUGACACCUGGCGGGCGCUCGCAUUCUCUAUCAGCAGCAGAUGUUUUAGCAGUACUGACACGGGGAGGAGGGGCAGGGGGGGGAGGGGAAGGGUGGGGAGGAGGGGGAGAGGGGAAGCAGAGUGAGGUGAUGCAAUCUAAUAUCGUUCGCGCUUCAUCCGCAGGAGGACCUGUGCGAAUGCUGCAGCAGCAGCAGCUGGAGCAGCAACAGUCAGAGCAGCAUCAGCAUCAGCAGCAGCAGCGGUCAGAGCAGCAGAGCCUUCGAAUCCAAGCAUCUCGCGGCUCCUCCCCCUCUCCCUUCAACCGCUCCCCUGCAGCCUCCUCUCCCCGCUCCCGCAUGAGCUGGGGAAGUGGGGGAGAGAGCGGAGGGGCAGCUUGCGGCAGCACGGGCGGAGCAGGCGGCACGGGGUCAGCUGGGGCAGGUGCAACUGGUGCAGGUGGUAAUGCUGGUGGUGCUGGUGGUGGUGGUGGUGGUGGUGCGAGGGAGAGGCUGUGUGGGGGUGGCGGCAGUGGCAGCUUGAAACGGCCAUGGGAGGAGGACAGUGGUGGUGACGCGGAGGAGAUGGAAUGUGCUGGGUUGAGUGCGGUGGGCAGUGCGAGAGAGGGGAGUUCAGGAGAGGGGAUGGUUGGGGCUGGUGCGUCUGCUGCCGGUGAUGGUAAUGCUGGUGCUGGUGCCGGUGGUGCCGGUGGUGCUGGUGGUGAUGCAGGGGUUUCAAGGCAAGGGUCGGGAGGGGCAGAUGGGCAGGGCCAGGGUACAGCAGGAGGGGAGACUUGUGCUGGUGCUGCCAGUGGGGAGGAACGAGCACCAGCAGGAGCGACAGCCGCAACAGCAAGGAGGCAAGGCAGCUUCGGGUCAGGUGGGCUACAGGGUCUAGAAGCCGCCUUUUCUCCCUUCGACUCGACGCAAAGGCAGGGUCUUGGGGCGGCAUUUGCAACGUUUUCGACGUCAGAAGAGGAGAGAAGGCGAGCAGAGGAGCAGUUUCGGAAGCUGGCGAGGCAGGCUGAGUUCAACGGCCCCUCUCUGGCCGCUGCUGUCAAGCUCUCCCGCGCUGCCAUGAGCCGAGGGUCCUCAGGUGAAUUCUCAGGUGCUCCUGCUGGUGCGGCUGGUGGCUCUGCUGGUGCGUCUGCCGGCGGGCUGGUUUCGCCAGGUGGGAGUGGGUCCAAAGCGGUGGACUCCUCCCCACGGGUGCCUAUGGAGGUGACGAGUGCUGGGGAUAGGCUGGAUGCGAUCCUGUCCCCUGCGUUUCUAUCACCUUCGAUACAGUCACCUACACUGGGUGGAUUCGGGGGAGGGGGUGGGAGUGGGGGGUCGUUGGCACAGCAGGGUCCUCUGAGGAAGCGGCGUGCAACACCGGAGUUGCAUAGGAGGCUCAGCCGAGAGUCGUUUCCCGACUUUGACCUUGAUGCUAGAUCACCUGGUGCUGCUCCUGCUGCCGCUGCUGCUGCUGGUGGUGCAGCCGCUGCUAGUAUUGGUGGUGCUACUGCUGGUGCUGGUGCUGCUGGUGGUGCUGCCAGUACUGCAUCUGCGUCCCCGUCUGCAUUUGCACCGGGUGGCUUGGCGGAUCCAUCUCCGAGCCUCGUUCGCGGGCCUGUAAGCAGGCUCGGCACCACGCUCAACCGAAGCUCGUCCUUAGGUCCGGGACCGGGAGUGACGACGCGGCGGCUGGACCCUUCAUCCGCUGCUGUUUCCAUGUCUGGAGGUCCGGCAGCGAGUUCAGGCACGGUAGGAGCUUCAACCAGCCUCGGCAAGACAGCUAGCCUCACUAAGUCAGCUAGCUUUGGCAAGGCAGCUAGCUCGUCUGCAGCGGGAGGUUCGGAAGGUGCUUCCGAGCCUGUUCCCGCACCUUCGAAAGAGGCUAUGGCGCUGGCGAUCCUAGGGCAGAUGAUGGCCGGCGGCGAUCUAACGGCUCCUGAGGUGCACAUACUAGCCACUCAGAUCACCAAGAGGGCUCAGAAAGAAUCCCAGGCGGGUUCUUCUGGAGUAGCAGCGGCAGCAGGAGGAGCAGCAACAGGAGCAGGAGGAGCAGCAGCAGCAGGAGGAGGAGGGGUAAAGCGGCCUUUGAAGGCUAGUGAUCCUUCCGAAGCUGAGAAGCAGGUUCAGGCACUGCUGCAGCGGAAGCUGAAUGAAAUGGCAGCAGGCUCGGCGCAGGCUCGGAAAGCCCUGCUGGAUCGGCUGAAGGUUGAGGUUGCCGAACGGAGGAAGGCGCUGAGUUCGAAGAGAGAGGGAGGUGAAGAGGAGGAGGAAGAAGAGGAGGAUGGGGAGGAUGAGGAGGAAGAGGAGGAUGGUAGUGAUGGUAGCGAUAGUGGUGGGUCGGAUGGUAUAGACCGAAUGAUUGGUGGUGCAGGCACGGCAGCGGGGGUAGAGGGAGGAGCGGGGAGAGGUGUGGGGAGAGGAAGGGGAGGGGGUUUGGCUGGAGGUGUUGGGAAUGAGGCAAGGAUGGGAAGGGUAGCCGGGGCAGUGGGAGGGGUAGCCGGGGCAGUGGGAGGGGUAGCCGGGGCAGUGGGAGGGGUAGCCGGGGCAGUGGGAGGGGUAGCCGGGGCAGUGGGAGGGGUAGCCGGGGCAGUGGGAGGGGUAGCCGGGGCAGUGGGAAGGGUAGCCGGGGCAGUGGGAAGGGUAGCCGGGGCAGUGGGAGGACAAGUAGGUGCGGGUGGUGGGAGAGGAGGGGUGUGGAAGGUGGAAGAUAUGGAACCCUCACACACUAACUCCCACAGCACUCUCUUUCUGCCAGAAGGGGAACUGCCCCCCUGGCAUUCCCAGCAGGAGGAGCUGCAUCAGCUGGGCCAGCAGCAGCAAGGGCAGGAGAGGGGAGUGCAGCAGCAGGGGUUGGAGGAUUUCAGCAUGUUUCUAGACGAUCUGGAUCUGGGUGUGGAGCUGCCUCCUGACCUUCACUUCGCAUCCGCCUAG